Messenger RNA from Pygocentrus nattereri (red-bellied piranha), 1892 nucleotides. It is a transcript of the gene cnot11, whose product is annotated as CCR4-NOT transcription complex, subunit 11. The transcript is spliced from 7 exons. The record is from RefSeq and is a predicted model, not a curated record. Gene Ontology annotation, cellular component: CCR4-NOT complex. Gene Ontology annotation, biological process: mRNA catabolic process; negative regulation of translation. The coding region runs from base 1 to 1338 and encodes 445 amino acids. NCBI's taxonomy places the organism in Eukaryota, Metazoa, Chordata, Actinopteri, Characiformes, Serrasalmidae.
AUGACGCUGGCACCCAAAGAGCUGUCCAACCUGCUGGGCAUCAUCUCGGAGGAUGCCUGCGGAAACACCUUCGAGAGCCUCUCCAACGCCUUCCAUCACUGUUUCGGGAAGGCUGAGCACUUCCGGGUUGGCUCUGUGCUGGUGAUGCUGCUCCAGCAGCCGGAUCUGCUGCCGAGUUCGCCUCAGCGCCUCACGGCUCUUUACCUGCUCUGGGAGAUGUACCGCACUGAGCCGCUGGCCGCCAACCCCUUCGCUGCCGUUUUCGCCCACCUCCUCAACCCUUCGGCCUCGGGGGAGGAGCAGGAGAAACCUCUGUCAGGGUUUCUCCCACCCAUCACUCACCCGGAGAAGUUUUUCCUCUCUCAGCUGAUGCUCGCUCCGCCACGGGAGUUGUUUAAAAAGACGCCGCGGCAAGUCUCCUGCAUGGACGUGAGCUCCGCACCACAGGCCGUCGACAUCAGUGGGCUGCAGCUGGCCCUCGCAGAGCGCCAGUCGGAGCUGCCCACUCAGAGUAAAGCCAGUUUUCCCAGCCUUCUCAGCGACCCUGACCCAGACUCCUCCAACUCGGGCUUUGACAGCUCUGUGGCCAAUCAGAUUAUAGAGUCACUGGUAACUGGACCACGUCCUCCACUGGAGAGUCACUUUCGUCCAGAGUUUAUCCGGCCGGCUCCCCCGUUACUGGUCUGUGAGGACGAGCUGGCAUGGCUGAACCCGUGUGAGCCGGAGCACCGCGUGCAGUGGGACCGAUCUAUGUGUGUGCACAACGGCACAGGUGUUGAAAUCAAGCGCAUCAUGGCCAAAGCCUUCAAAAGCCCACUGUCUGCACCUCAGCAAACACAGCUACUCGGUGAGCUGGAGAAGGACCCAAAGCUGGUGUACCACGUUGGCCUGACGCCGGCCAAACUGCCGGACCUGGUAGAGAACAACCCACUGGUGGCCAUUGAGAUACUGCUGAAGCUCAUGUCCUCCAGUCAGAUCACAGAGUAUUUCUCUGUGCUGGUCAACAUGGACAUGUCCUUACACUCAAUGGAGGUGGUGAACAGGUUAACCACAGCGGUGGAUCUUCCUCCUGAGUUCAUCCACCUUUACAUCUCCAACUGCAUCUCCACCUGUGAGCAGAUCAAGGACAAGUAUAUGCAGAAUCGCUUGGUACGUCUGGUGUGUGUGUUCCUGCAGUCCCUGAUCCGGAAUAAGAUCAUCAACGUACAGGACCUGUUCAUCGAGGUACAGGCUUUCUGCAUCGAGUUCAGUCGGAUCCGCGAAGCCGCCGGACUCUUCCGCCUCCUCAAAACCCUCGACAACGGAGAGACCCCUGCAGAAGGCAAGCCUGCCAAAUAGUGACUGUUGUGGACUCUCCGUAAAGUUAAACCGUGUGCCACCCGGACCUUAAUGCUUCCUCUGCGUCACCAAACCUGUUACGUAUCGUCACCGUCAGGUUUUUUUUUUUUUUUUUGUAAAAGAUUUAAAUGAAUGGACCAACAGAAAUGGUCCAAAAUUCAUUGGAAACAGACUACAGUAACUUUUUUUUACCAAUCUGAAAAUAACGUUUUGUUCCAGCAGUGCCGAUGUGAGCCCUCCGCCUUCUGAAAGAUCUGGACUUGAAUUUAGCCUCUUCAGAAAACUACUGUUCUAUUUUGUCUUGGAUGAACCCGAACAUGGAUCUCACCGACUCUGCUUAAAUUUAGUGGGGUUUUUUUCCCUCUCUAAAAAAGAAAAACACAGAGAGAGACACAGAUCUAAUCACUCCCGUGGUAAUUUGGCCUCCUCUCACUAUAAAAUCCCUACCGCCUAUAUUCUUGUUCUUUGGUUUGGUUUUUCAGCACCACAAAGCAUUUACUUCUAAUUUUUAAUAAAAAAAAGGGGGAAAACUAUUGACCAUCAUUUAAGAGAAA